GUUCUGCCGAGUCUGCACCCAGACUGCGAGUACAUCUUUCAGCUGGAGAGAGAGGAGCAGCGUUGUCUAAGAUACAUUGCAGAGCAGAACCACAGUACAGUUGAAAACAGUACACUACUUUUUAACUUCGAUACAUUGCAGAACCACAGUACACUAGGUAUCCGUGACAUUAUCCUCCAAGAAUCACCCAUUACAUUUUCUCACUCCAGUUUACAGUUCAUAGAUUAGAUCUCGAGUAUAGAUUGUCAUAAUAUGAUAUAUGUUCACAUCUAAAUAUGAGAGUCUGGCAUUGAAUACAUGGUUUGCAGAGAAUCAUUCAUUGAAAGAACAGAUUCAGAGGGAAAAGCUAUCGUAGUGGAAAAAUAAAUAAGUGCAUUAUGUCAAAAGAGAGGACAUAAGAUAUGUAUGUAAUUUAUAGCAAGACUCAAUUCCUGGCUGUGAGUGAGGUAUUAUGUUUUGAUUAAGUACACUGAAAAAAUCCUGUUGUUUUUACGGUAACUUACAACUUACAAAGGUACAGUAUGUUACCGUAAAUUCCAAAUAAACGUUGGUUUAACAGUACAUCACUGUCACAGGAGGUUGGUGGCACCUUAAUUGGGGAGGACAGGCUUGUGGUAAUGGCUGGAGCGGAAUCAGUGGAAUUGUAUCAAAUAAAUCAAACACAUGGUUUCCAUGUGUUUGAUGCCAUUCCAUUUGCUCCAUUCCAGACAUUAUUAUGAGCCGUCCUCCCCUCAGCAGCCUCUACUGAUCACUGUACAUUUACAGUAAUGUACUGCUAAACCAAAGUUUAUUUGGAAUUUAUGGUAACAUACUGUACCUUUUUUUAAACAGAAACUUACAGGUAACUGAGUAGACCAUACAUCACCUUUAUCUCUCUCUCUUUCUCUCUUUCUCUCUCUCUCUCUCUCUCUCUCUCUUUCGUGCUCUAAUCUUCCCUCUCUGUCUCUCUUUCGCGCUCUAAUCUUCCCUCUCUGUCUCUCUUUCGCGCUCUAAUCUUCCCUCUCUGUCUCUGUCUCUCUCCCUCUCUUACUCUCACUCUCUCUCCUGAAGGUUGUCUACCGUUCUGGGACUCUGUAGUGUGUUGGCCCUAUGCUGCGGUUGGGGAGACAUUCCACAUUGCCUGUCCUGCUGUCUUCUCUCUUUUUGGGAAUAACACAGGUGCAGUUGACAUUUGUCACUGGGGGGAAGGUGUGUGUGUGCAGUGGGUGGAGAUACCAUGAUGUACUGUAUAAAGUAUACAUAUAAUAUACAAUGACAUACAGGUACUAUGUUAUGGUUUUCUCUUUUUACAGUAAUUCUCUCUGUCCAUUUCCACUGGCUUCCAAUCCUUGUCAGUUGCAGUGACUGACAGCCCAUAGUCCCGCCCCUCAUGGGGCUUCUGUUUCUCAUCACAGGUGACUCCUAACCUUUGACCUCUACCUCAGCAGGGUCAGUCAGCCGAAACUGCACUAGCAUCGGAUGGUCUCGACCCUUCCCCCCUUACCACAUAGCCUGUAGUGUGGACGACAACAUUCACAUUCCAGAGGUGAGAGAGAGAGUUUAGAGAGAAGGGUCAGGGGGUCAUCAUGAGUAUCGGCAGUGUACUGUUUUUUACUAACAAUAGCUUUACAGCUGUUGUCUGUCAAUGCAAUCGACUGAACUGUACCUAUAUCAAUGUGUUGUGACAGUAUUUGGUUUGAAACAAUGCCACAUGCAUUUUGAUCUGAAAUAAUUAAUAGGGCCAUGCAAGAACAUUUUACCCAUAGUCAUGGACUACAAUCUCCCUAGCUUGAUUCCUACUGUUUACUAAGGGAAGUGAGCCCUGACUAGGGUUGCAAAGCUACCGGUAAGUUACCAAAGUUACUGAAAUCUUCAGUCAUUUUGGUAUUUAACAGAAAAUCUAUAGCAAUCUAUCGUAACUUUGGUAAUUUAUACUUGAAUAACUUAAAAAUAUGUAUUCAUAUAUUGUAUUCAUUUUUUUUGUUUUUUUUGUACAUAGACCAUAUGGUUCAAGAAAAAAUAGCCUAAUUAAUGAAAAAAGCAUCUAAUCAACAAUGGCAUUAUUUUCAAUUACCUGUGCGUCUCAUCCAACUAUUGACUGUUCACAACAGCCACCAGUUUGACACCAAAACAUUGACAACAAAUACAUAUUGACAUAGUAAAAUAAAUAAAAGUGUGUAAAUAAAAAUAUAAAGGAUAUUUCAUACUGAAACCCUCAUACUAAACACUAAUAGUAUUCACUAAGUUGAUGGUUUAUAUUUAUGAUAAUGUUUUACAGCUUAAAAUAAAAUAAAAAAUAUCAUCUUAUUUAAUUGUUUUAUAUAUUUUACAUGUGAUUAAGGCCACACAGAGGGCCAGAGAAAAUUACAGACACCACAACUGUGAUAAUCUGAAGUACCCAACAGGGCUACUCGACGUCUUGUGAUAGAUUACAUAAAAUACUUGAAAGAUACCAAAAUUCUGGUAGUUUACUUGUAAAAUGGAUAGACAUUUGAGUGUUUCAUGAAUGAUAUUAGUGGACAGGAUUCAAAGUUUGGACUCCAGAAAAGCAAUCAACAAUCAUCUGUUGCAGACAGUUGAAUUGAAACAUCCUACAUUUUACCAUAUGAAAUUGCUUCCUGCUGUUGGAAAUUGCAUAAGUCUGUUGACUUACAUCCGCCUGUACUGCAAAUCUAUGUUGGAAUCAAAUGCAAUUAUGGCACACAUAAUAACUAAUGAAGGGGUUGUUUGCGGAGGGUUGAGUAUCCAUUGUUAAAUUUAGAUAUUUUGAUUAUUCAUUAGCCUACUCACUACUGAUUGAGUAGUCAAUUUAAGUGGACUACACCCCAUGUCAUUUCAACAACGGAACGAUAACGAUUUGGACAGUCUAUUCAUAUGUAAUAGUCUCUCAUUUGUAAAUAUUUCCAAGUGUGUAUAAUGUUAUUGGAAUUUGAUUUCAAUGGAAUAUAAUGACCAUGUAAUUUCAAUUUUGGAACGAUAAUGUUAUUUGGAACAAUACCGAUUUGGAGAGUCUAUCCAUAUCUAAUUGUCCCUCAUUUCUGUAGAAUUUUAUAGCGUAGUAAUUAAUUAAUUUCUAUCCUUUCUAUCCUUCAAAGAGUGAGGAUGGAUUGUAUUUUCUUUGUCUAGUGGAUCAUUCCUGUAAACCAGAUUGGAGGAUUUGGCUUGGAUUUUUGUAUCUUCACAUAAUCAGUACCACAGUUAAACUCAACCAUAUCCAUGAAGGCACGAUUUGAUUGGCAACCUGAAUAGCCUAGUUUUCGUUCGGUAAACAUGAGCGGAUUAUGUUAUGAUGAAUCACUUGGAUGCGCAGAUGUACAGUGGGGAAAAAAAGUAUUUAGUCAGCCACCAAUUGUGCAAGUUCUCCCACUUAAAAAGAUGAGAGAGGCCUGUAAUUUUCAUCAUAGGUACACGUCAACUAUGACAGACAAAAUGAGAUUUUUUUUUCUCCAGAAAAUCACAUUGUAGGAUUUUUAAUGAAUUUAUUUGCAAAUUAUGGUGGAAAAUAAGUAUUUGGUCAAUAACAAAAGUUUCUCAAUACUUUAUAUACCCUUUGUUGGCAAUGACACAGGUCAAACGUUUUCUGUAAGCUUUACAAGGUUUUCACACACUGUUGCUGGUAUUUUGGCCCAUUCCUCCAUGCAGAUCUCCUCUAGAGCAGUGAUGUUUUGGGGCUGUCGCUGGGCAACACGGACUUUCAACUCCCUCCAAAGAUUUUCUAUGGGGUUGAGAUCUGGAGACUGGCUAGGCCACUCCAGGACCUUGAAAUGCUUCUUACAAAGCCACUCCUUCGUUGCCCGGGCGGUGUGUUUGGGAUCAUUGUCAUGCUGAAAGACCCAGCCACGUUUCAUCUUCAAUGCCCUUGCUGAUGGAAGGAGGUUUUCACUCAAAAUCUCACGAUACAUGGCCCCAUUCAUUCUUUCCUUUACACGGAUCAGUCGUCCUGGUCCCUUUCCAGAAAAACAGCCCCAAAGCAUGAUGUUUCCACCCCCAUGCUUCACAGUAGGUAUGGUGUUCUUUGGAUGCAACUCAGCAUUCUUUGUCCUCCAAACACGACGAGUUGAGUUUUUACCAAAAAGUUCUAUUUUGGUUUCAUCUGACCAUAUGACAUUCUCCCAAUCCUCUUCUGGAUCAUCCAAAUGCACUCUAGCAAACUUCAGAUGGGCCUGGACAUGUACUGGCUUAAGCAGGGGGACACGUCUUGCACUGCAGGAUUUGAGUCCCUGGCGGCGUAGUGUGUUACUGAUUGUAGGCUUUGUUACUUUGGUCCCAGCUCUCUGCAGGUCAUUCACUAGGUCCCCCUGUGUGGUUCUGGGAUUUUUGCUCACCGUUCUUGUGAUCAUUUUGACCCCACGGGGUGAGAUCUUGCGUGGAGCCCCAGAUCGAGGGAGAUUAUCAGUGGUCUUGUAUGUCUUCCAUUUCCUAAUAAUUGCUCCCACAGUUGAUUUCUUCAAACCAAGCUGCUUACCUAUUGCAGAUUCAGUCUUCCCAGCCUGGUGCAGGUCUACAAUUUUGUUUCUGGUGUCCUUUGACAGCUCUUUGGUCUUGGCCAUAGUGGAGUUUGGAGUGUGACUGUUUGAGGUUGUGGACAGGUGUCUUUUAUACUGAUAACAAGUUCAAACAGGUGCCAUUAAUACAGGUAACGAGUGGAGGACAGAGGAGCCUCUUAAAGAAGUUACAGGUCUGUGAGAGCCAGAAAUCUUGCUUGUUUGUAGGUGACCAAAUACUUAUUUUCCACCAUAAUUUACAAAUAAAUUCAUUAAAAAUCCUACAAUGUGAUUUUCUGGAAAAAAAAUUCUCAAUUUGUCUGUCAUAGUUGACAUGUACCUAUGAUGAAAAUUACAGGCCUCUUUCAUAUUUUUAAGUGGGAGAACUUGCACAAUUGGUGGCUGACUAAAUACUUUUUUCCCCCACUGUAUGAGUCAUGAAUAAUGAUAUGAUUAAGAGACAGUUAGCAGGGUUUAUAUGUCUCAGAGAAGGAGUACUGAUCUAGGAUCAGGUCCGUCUGUCCAUACAAUCAUAUUCAGUAUGAUUUAAAAGGCAGAACUGAUCCUAGAUCAGCACUCAUAUUAUGAGAGGCACCAUGAAUACAAGUCCUAAGGCCUCAUUUAUAAAUGUUGUUUAAAUUUUACACUAAAUAUCUGAGUGCACAAUUUCUGAAAAGGAUACGUCUCAAAAUGUUGAGAUUUAUAAACUUGGCGCAUGCACAUGCAUGUCUGUUAUCAAUAAGAUCCAUCCUAAUACUGUGCGUGCGUGAACAAGCAUUAUAACUCCGUCUCCAUUCACCUUUUAUGGUGACAAUAAAACUGUUUAUUUGCAGUAUAAUUUGGAACUAUUGGAAUUAGGCCACAGCAGUUUCUAAAAGAAAGAGCAAUGGCAAAUUUGAUCAAAUGUUUUUGGAGGUGUUGGCAGAAUGUUUUAAUCUUUUGCAAUAACUUAUGCUGUAUUUGGCAAAGGACUGUGACAGUUUCUGAAAUAAAAAACUAUGGACAAUUGUUAUGGACAAUUAAAUGAGAGAUGCGCAUGGUAAUUUGUUGUAUGGAUUCUUUCGGAAUAUGAACCCAUCACAGCCAGAAAAGGUGAGGAAUUUAUUCUGCAAUGGUUAUGAAAAUAAAAUAAAAAGGAAAUAUAUUCCCAAGUCUAAAUAUUUUAAAUCCAAAAAUAAAACACAGAUUUUCGCACUUCUCACUAACGUCAAAUUGCUGCAUCUUGUUAUUAUGUUUUCCUGUUAAAAAAUAAUAUUUUUUUCUGGAUAAGCCUGUCAUAUCCCCCAUUUUCACAAAAUACUUACUUGUCUGCUUGCAAUACAAUACUUCAACCACUAGAAAAUGUAUGUACACAAGAUCUAAAGUUUGCGUGGAGGUAAGGACAUUUUCAGUUUUUAUAAAUGCCAACUUUUGCAGGAAGCUGGGCCCAUAUUUACAAACAGUCAAAGUUGGAAUGCUGGUAUAGGAUCAGUUUGGCUUUUUAGUUCAUAACGAAUAACAUUAUAUGGACAGGGCACACGGUCAGACCUGAUCCUAGAUCAGCACUCCUACUCUGAGACUGUGAUGUCUGCUUCCCUCUAACUGUAUGUGAAACCCAUGCAGGAGUCAUACUUUGCCACGGUGAAGCUGAUCUACUCCAUUGGCUAUGGCACCUCCCUGGUCUUCCUGUCCAUCGCCGUGGUGAUUCUGCUGCUCUUCAGGUAGGUGGAGGUCAAAGGUUGUAACCUGGUGUACCAGGUGAUUGAUUUGUUGAUUAAUUAAUUGAUUGAUUGGGAUGAAGAAAUAUAAUGGUUUCCACAUGAUUUUCCAUGGUCCACCCACUGCAAUUAUAUUAGUCAAAGAUUAGUCAAAUGAAAGAUUUCUCAAUAUAACUCGGACUAAAAGAUGUAGAGAUGUGAUCUGAUCCUUAUAAAGGGAGAUUAAAGACCGAUGAGGACGAGAGGUAAUCAACACUACAGUGGGGGAAAAAAGUAUUUAGUCAGCCACCAAUUGUGCAAGUUCUCCCACUUAAAAAGAUGAGAGAGGCCUGUAAUUUUCAUCAUAGGUACACGUCAACUAUGACAGACAAAAUGAGAUUUUUUUUCUCCAGAAAAUCACAUUGUAGGAUUUUUAAUGAUUUUAUUUGCAUCUCAGGCCGGUUUCUAAAUCUAUUGUUUCUGAGGAGCAGUAGGAGGUUACAUGCCCUGUGUUUGGUACGAGCAUUAUGCAUGGAGUCUGAAUCUGAAGAUCCUCACCUACAAGUCUGUUUGUUUCUGAGGAGCAGCGGAUACAUGCCCUGUGUCCGGUACGAGCAUUGUGCAUGUACAUUGAGCGGACCGGGGUGACCAACCGGUUGUCUGUUUUGCUAAUCCGGCUCUGGCAUAUGACAGCAAAAGGCGGGAAUUACCUAACCCCACUUCCCGGCACACAAUCAUUUUCUGUAAACAAAUCCGUGCACCAAGAUGCGUGGUAAAUUUACUGCUGAAGAAAAAGCCCCUUUAUAAUGAAGCCAUAAUACAUUUUGCGAUAUGGCAUAGGCUACACUUAAUCAGAGGUGUUUUUAGGAUUUCCACACAUGGGGAACAUUUGUUAGCAGGAUCAGAUUUAGGGUGGAUUUUUUUAAAAACACAUUUCAUUCAAUUCUACAUCAGUUACAUGAUACAAGCCAUACAGUGCCUUGCAAAAGUAUUCAUCCCCCUUGGCGUUUUUCCUAUUUUGUUGCAUUACAACCUGUAAUUUAAAUGGAUUUGUAUUUCAUGUAAUGGACAUACACAAAAUAGUCCAAAUUGGUGAAGUGAAAUAUUUUUUUUUACUUCAGAUCUGGUGCAACCAAUUACCUUCAGAAGUCACAUAAUUAGUUUUAAAAAAGUCCACCUGUGUGCAAUCUAAGUGUUACAUGAUCUGUCACAUUUUUGCAAGCCACUGUAAAUGGCUAUUGUAGCUGGAAAUGGCUGAUUUUUAAUGGAAUAUCUACAGUGGGGAAAAAAAGUAUUUAGUCAGCCACCAAUUGUGCAAGUUCUCCCACUUAAAAAGAUGAGAGGCCUGUAAUUUUCAUCAUAGGUACACGUCAACUAUGACAGACAAAAUGAGAAUUUUUUUCUCCAGAAAAUCACAUUGUAGGAUUUUUAAUGAAUUUAUUUGCAAAUUAUGGUGGAAAAUAAGUAUUUGGUCAAUAACAAAAGUUUCUCAAUACUUUGUUAUAUACCCUUUGUUGGCAAUGACACAGGUCAAACGUUUUCUGUAAGUCUUCACAAGGUUUUCACACACUGUUGCUGGUAUUUUGGCCCAUUCCUCCAUGCAGAUCUCCUCUAGAGCAGUGAUGUUUUGGGGCUGUCGCUGGGCAACACGGACUUUCAACUCCCUCCAAAGAUUUUCUAUGGGGUUGAGAUCUGGAGACUGGCUAGGCCACUCCAGGACCUUGAAAUGCUUCUUACGAAGCCACUCCUUCGUUGCCCGGGCGGUGUGUUUGGGAUCAUUGUCAUGCUGAAAGACCCAGCCACGUUUCAUCUUCAAUGCCCUUGCUGAUGGAAGGAGGUUUUCACUCAAAAUCUCACGAUACAUGGCCCCAUUCAUUCUUUCCUUUACACAGAUCAGUCGUCCUGGUCCCUUUGCAGAAAAACAGCCCCAAAUCAUGAUGUUUCCACCCCCAUGCUUCACAGUAGGUAUGGUGUUCUUUGGAUGCAACUCAGCAUUCUUUGUCCUCCAAACACGACGAGUUGAGUUUUUACGGGGUGAGAUCUUGCGUGGAGCCCCAGAUCAAGGGAGAUUAUCAGUGGUCUUGUAUGUCUUCCAUUUCUUAAUAACUGCUCCCACAGUUGAUUUCUUAAAACCAAGCUGCUUACCUAUUGCAGAUUCAGUCUUCCCAGCCUGGUGCAGGUCUACAAUUUUGUUUCUGGUGUCCUUUGACAGCUAUUUGGUCUUGGCCAUAGUGGAGUUUGGAGUGUGACUGUUUGAGGUUGUGGACAGGUGUCUUUUAUACUGAUAAGUUCAAACAGGUGCCAUUAAUACAGGUAACGAGUGGAGGACAGAGGAGCCUCUUAAAGAAGAAGUUACAGGUCUGUGAGAGCCAGAAAUCUUGCUUGUUUGUAGGUGACCAAAUACGUAUUUUCCACCAUAAUUUGCAAAUAAAUUUAUUAAAAAUCCUACAAUGUGAUUUUCUGGGAAAAAAAGUCUCCAUUUGUCUUUCAUAGUUGACGUGUACCUAUGAUGAAAAUUACAGGCCUCUCUCAUAUUUUUAAGUGGGAGAACUUGCACAAUUGGUGGCUGACUAAAUACUUCUUUCCCCCACUGUACACACACUUGUUCUGAAAGGCCCCAGAGUUUGCAACACCAAUAAGCAAAGGGCACCACCAAGCAAGCGGCACCAUGAAGACCAAGGAGCUCUCCAAACAGGUCAGGGACUAAGUUGUGGAGAAUUACAGAUCAGGGUUGGGUUAUAAAAAAAUACCUGAAACUUUGAACAUCCCACGGACCACCAUUAAAUCCAUUAUUAAAAAAUGGAAAGAAUAUGGCACCACAACAAACCUGCCAAGAGAGGGCCGCCCACAAAAACUCACGGACCAGGCAAGGAGGGCAUUAAUCAGAGAGGGAACAAAGAGACCAAAAAUCACCCUUAAGGAGCUGCAAAGCUCCACAGCGGAGAUUGGAGUAUCUGUCCAUAGAACCACUUUAAGCCGUACACUCCACAGAGCUGGGCUUUAAGAAAGAGUGGCCAGAAAAAAGCCAUUGCUUAAAGAAAAAAAUAAGCAAACACAUUUGGUGUUUGCCAAAAGGUAUGUGGGAAGACUCCCCAAACAUAUGGAAGAAGGUACUCUAGUCAGAUGAGACUAACAUUUUGCUUUUUGGCCAUCAAGGAAAAUACUAUGUCUGGCGCAAAUCCAACACCUCUCAUCACCCAGAGAACACCAUCCCCACAGUGAAGCAUGGUGGUGGCAGCAUCAUGCUGUGGGGACGUUUUUCAUUGGGACUGGGAAACUGGUCAGAAUUGAAGGAAUGAUGGAUGGCGCUAAAUACAGGGAAAUUCUUGAGGGAAACCUUUCAGUCUUCCAGAGAUUUGAGACUGGGACGGAGGUUCACCUUCCAGCAGGACAAUGACCCUAAGCAUACUGCUAAAGCAAGACUUGAGUGGUUUAAGGGGAAACAUUUAAAUGUCUUGGAAUGGCCUAGACAAAGCCCAGACCUCAAUCCAAUUGAGAAUCUGUGGUAUGACUUAAAGAUUGCUGUACACCAGCGGAGCCCAUUCAACUUGAAGGAGCUGGAGCAAUUUUGCCUUGAAGAAUGGGCAAAAAUCCCAGUGGCUAGAUAUGCCAAGCUUAUAGAGACAUACCCCAAGAGACUUGCAGCUGUAAUUUCUGCAAAAGGUAGCUCUACAAAGUAUUGACUUUGGGGGGGGGGGUGAAUAGUUAUGCACGCUCAAGUUCUGUUUUUUUCUCUUAUUUCUUGUUUGUUUCACAACAAAAAAUAUUUUGCAUCUUCAAAGUGGUAGGCAUGUUGUGUAAAUCAAAUGAUACAAACUCCCCCAAAAAAUCUAUUUUAAUUCCAGGUUGUAAGGCAACAAAAUAGGAAAAAUGCCAAGGGGGGUGAAUACUUUCGCAAGCCACUGUAAGCUGAAACUUUUUUAAUUAUACACAAAUUAACUAAAUGAGUGGCUACAAACUGAGAUCAACCUGGUCUUGAAACAAACUAUAGCCCAGGCCAAUGAAGCGACACACAGAAAACACCAGUCUCAACGUCAACAGUGAAGAGGGGACUCUGGGAUGCUGACCUUCUAGGCAGAGUUGCAAAGAAAAAGCCAUAUCUCAGACUGGCCAAUAAAAAUAAAAGAUUAAGAUGGGCAGUCUGAGAUAUGGCUUUUUCUUUGCAACUCUGCCUAGAAGGUCAGCAUCCCGGAGUCGCCUCUUCACUGUUGACGUUGAGACUGGUGUUUUGCGGGUACUAUUUAAUGAAGCUGCCAGUUGAGGACCUGUGAGGCACCUGUUUCUCAAACUAGACACUGUCCUCUUGCUCAGUUGUGCACCGGGGCCUCCCACUCCUCUUUCUAUUCUGGUUAGAGCCCGUUUGCGCUGUUCUGUGAAGGAGUAGUACACAGCAAUGUACGAGAUCUUCAGUUUCUUGGCAAUUUCUCGCAUGGAAUAGCCUUCAUUUCUCAGAACAAGAAUAGACUGAUGAGUUUCAGAAGAAAGUUCUUUGCUUCUGGCCAUUUUGCGCCUGUAAUCGAACCCACAAUUGCUGAUGCUCCAGAUACUCAACUAGUCUCAAGAAGGCCAGUUUUAUUACUUCUUUAAAUCAGAACAACAGUUUUCAGCUGUGCUAAAAUAAUUGCAAAAGGGUUUUCUAAUGAUCAAUUAGCCUUUUAAAAUGAUAAACUUGGAUUAGCAAACACAACGUGCCAUUGGAAAACAGGCAUGAUGGUUGCUGAUAAUGGGCCUCUGUACGCCUAUGUAGAUAUUCCAUAAAAAAAUAAGCGGUUUCCAGCUACAAUAGCCAUUUACAACAUUAACAAUGUCUACACUGUAUUUCUGAUCAAUUUGAUGUUAUUUUAUAUGGACAAAAAAUGCUUUUCUUUCGAAAACAAGGACAUUUGUAAGUGACCCCAAACUUUUGAAAGGUAGUGUAUAUAUAUUUUAUACACACAUAUAUAUAUAUAUAUAUAUAUUAUACAUAUGAACAGUUUACACAACAGCUCCCAGGUGACUUUUAUACAGGUAACGAGCUGAGAUUAGGAGCACACUCUUAAAGGGAGUGCACCUAAUCUCAGCUUGUUACCUGUAUAAAAGACACCUGUCCACAGAAGCAAUCAAUCAAUCAGAUUCCAAACUCUCCACCAUGGCCAAGACCAACGAGCUCUCCAAGGAUGUCAGGGACAAGAUUGCAGACCUACACAAGGCUGGAAUGGGCUACAAGACCAUCGCCAAGCAGCUUGGUGAGAAGGUGACAACAGUUUGUGCGAUUAUUCGCAAAUGGAAGAAACACAAAAUAACUGUCAAUCUCCCUCAGCCUGGGUCUCCAUGCAAGAUCUCACCUUGUGGAGUUGCAAUGAUCAUGAGAACGGUGAGGAAUCAGCCCAGAACUACACGGGAGGAUCUUGUCAAUGAUCUCAAGGCAGCUGGGACCAUAGUCACCAAGAAAACAAUUGGUAACACACUACGCCGUGAAGAACUGAAAUCCUGCAGCGCCCGCAAGGUCCCCCUGCUCAAGAAAGCACAUAUACAGGCCCGUCUGAAGUUUGCUAAUGAACAUCUGAAUGAUUCAGAGGAGAACUGGGUGAAAGUGUUGUGGUCAGAUGACACCAAAAUCAAGCUCUUUGGCAUCAACUCAACUCGCCGUGUUUGGAGGAGGAGGAAUGCUGCCUAUGACCCCAAGAACACCAUCCCCACUGUCAAACAUGGAGGUGGAAACAUUAUGCUUUGGGGGUGUUUUUCUGCUAAGAGGACAGGACAACUUCACCGCAUCAAAGGGACGAUGGACGGGGCCAUGUACCGUCAAAUCUUGGGUGAGAACCUCCUUCCCUCAGCCAGGGCAUUGAAAAUGGGUCGUGGAUGGGUAUUCCAGCAUGACAAUGACCCAAAACACACGGCAAAGGCAACAAAGGAGUGGCUCAAGAAGAAGCACAUUAAGGUCCUGGAGUGGCCUAGCCAGUCUCCAGACCUUAAUCCCAUAGAUAAUCUGUGGAGGGAGCUGAAGGUUCGAGUUGCCAAACGUCAGCCUCGAAACCUUAAUGACUUGGAGAAGAUCUGCAUAGAGGAGUGGGACAAAAUCCCUCCUGAGAUGUGUGUAAACCUGGUGGCCAACUUCAAGAAAUGUCUGACCUCUGUGAUUGCCAACAAGGGUUUUGCCACCAAGUACUAAGUCAUGUUUUGCAGAGGGUUCAAAUACUUAUUUCCCUCAUUAAAAUGCAAAUCACUUUAACAUUUUUGACAUGUGUUUUUCUGGAUUUUUUUGUAGUUAUUCUGUCUCUCACUGUUCAAAUAAACCUACCAUAAAAAUUAUAGACUGAUCAUGUUUUUGUCAGUGGGCAAACGUAUAAAAUCAGCAGGUGAUCAAAUACUUAAUUCCCUCACUGUACAUACAUAUAUAUAUAUAUAUAUAUAUAUAUAUACACACACACACACACACACACACACACACACACACACACACACACACACACACACACACACAGUAUCAGUCAAAAGUUUGGACACACUUACUCAUUCAAGGGUUUUUAUUUUUAAAUGUUUUUACAUUGUAGAAUAUUAAUGAAAACAUCAAAACUAUGAAUUAACACAUAUGGAAUCAUGUAGUAACCAAAAAAGUAAACCACAUGCACUAGAAGACUCAAGGCUGUAAUUGCUGCCAAAUGUGCUUCUACAAAGUGCUGAGUUAAGGGUCUGAAUACUUAUGUAAAUGUGAUAUUUAAGUUUUGUAUUUUAAAAAAAUUAGCAAAUAUUUCUAAAAGCCUGUUUUUGCUUUGUCAUUAUGGGGUAUUGUGUGUAGAUUGAUGAGGGGGGAAAAACAAUUUAAUCAAUUUUAGAAUAAGGCUGUAACCUAACAAAAUGUGGAAAAAGUCAAGGGGUCUGAAUACUUUCCGAAGGCACUGUAUAAUACAUACAAGGGGCUUCAGCCCCGGUAAGCCCCUGCAUUACUCCGGAGCUGCUUGAGAGAAUGCUAAUGCACAGUUAGACACAUCAGUAGAGGUGCAAUCUAAUUAACUCGUUUCCCCCUGUGGACCUGAUUCAGCCGACACUUGUGAGGGUGCAUUGGAAGGGUUUGUCAUUGAUCCUUGUGGCUCCCCGUUGGCCCAAAUGACCUUGAUUCGUGGAUAUCAUUCGCCUUUUAGGCAGGGACCAUGGCAACUCCAGUUGCACAGGGACCCGGGGCAGGUCUAGCACCCACAGCCAGAGAUUUGGAAUCUGUGGGCUUGGCCCCUGAAAUAUCUAAUCUGAUGGCAAGGGGUUUACCUCUGAACGUUACUGCUACUUUACAGUCUGCAAGGGCACGCUCCAAGGGGUCUGAAUACUUUCCGAAGGCACUGUAUAAUACAUACAAGGGGCUUCAGCCCCGGUAAGCACCUGCAUUACUCCAGAGCUGCUUGAGAGAAUGCUAAUGCACAGUUAGACACAUCAGUAGAGGUGCAGUUUCAGCAGCAUAAAAGCUGAUAUAAUUUCAACCACAUAAAAGAUGCAUCAAAGCCAAACUGAUAUCUUAUCAGAAACAUGUUGGGUCAUUUUCACAGCUUUCUAGUUCCUUACAACCAGUCAAACUGAUGUCAUUUGGAAAUUUUGCACAGAAAAAAUCGCCAUUUUUUGGGGGUUAUUGCAUUUUCUUCCCGGUCUCUAAACGUCUUUGCUCCAUUAAAGACGCAGAGAUAACAGAGCAAACUUUACCAAUGUCAACUAGAUUAAAGCAUUCAUGUUUGACAUUCUGGUGAGCAAGAGUUGAUUUAGUCUUCUAGGACAACAUAUGACAGAAGAGAAGAAGCAUGUAUCUAAUUAUAGACAAGUUGACUAACAAAUAGCCUACCAACAUUUCUGAAUUAUAAGCAGAAACAUAUCUAAAAAUAAAUAAAUAAAUCCUGCACCCCCUGUCAAAGAAUCUUUGUGCAGUCUCUGACUGUAGCAUUUUCUAUAUUAGCUGCGUACUUGAAUAAUAGUGAGAGAGAGACAGCAAAUCACAAUCUAUGGAUUUGUCCUUUCAGAGUGCCCACAUGUUUGAUUAGAUUAGACUGCUAAAAAUGUCUGGAGGGAGAGAGGAGGGGAGAUGAGUGGAGGGAGGAAAGCAUGCUAGACAUUCUCUCAACAGGAACGUCUGAAUCCAAAAUAGGUGUAGCUUGGAGAAAUGGAGUGCCAUUGUUCCUCGUUAGUGACAGGGGUCCUAGGCUUCACCCCAAUGGUAACCUGGAUAAAAUACAGCACAGAGCUGCUGAAUGGCAAACUAUACGUUUUCUUAGUCUGAGAAGUACAGUGGGGGAAAAAAAGUAUUUAGUCAGCCACCAAUUGUGCAAGUUCUCCCACUUAAAAAGAUGAGAGAGGCCUGUAAUUUUCAUCAUAGGUACACGUCAACUAUGACAGACAAAAUGAGAUUUUUUUUUCCAGAAAAUCACAUUGUAGGAUUUUUAAUGAAUUUAUUUGCUAAUUAUGGUGGAAAAUAAGUAUUUGGGCACCUACAAACAAGCAAGAUUUCUGGCUCUCACAGACCUGUAACUUCUUCUUUAAGAGGCUCCUCUGUCCUCCACUUGUUACCUGUAUUAAUGGCACCUGUUUGAACUUGUUAUCAGUAUUAAAGACACCUGUCCACAACCUCAAACAGUCACACUCCAAACUCCACUAUGGCCAAGACCAAAGAGCUGUCAAAGGACACCAGAAACAAAAUUGUAGACCUGCACCAGGCUGGGAAGACUGAAUCUGCAAUCGGUAAGCAGCUUGGUUUGAAGAAAUCAACUGUGGGAGCAAUUAUUAGGAAAUGGAAGAUUUACAAGACCACUGAUAAUCUCCCUCGAUCUGGGGCUCCACGCAAGAUCUCACCCCGUGUGGUCAAAAUGAUCACAAGAACGGUGAGCAAAAAUCCCAGAACCACACAGGGGGACCUAGUGAAUGACCUGCAGAGAGCUGGGACCAAAGUAACAAAGCCUACCAUCAGUAACACACUACGCCGCCAGGGACUCAAAUCCUGCAGUGCCAGACGUGUCCCCCUGCUAAAGCCAGUACAUGUCCAGGCCCGUCUGAAGUUUGCUAGAGUGCAUUUGGAUGAUCCAGAAGAGGAUUGGGAGAAUGUCAUAUGGUCAGAUGAAACCAAAAUAUAACUUUUUGGUAAAAACUAAACUCGUCGUGUUUAGAGGACAAAGAAUGCUGAGUUGCAUCCAAAGAACACCAUACCUACUGUGAAGCAUGGGGGUGGAAACAUCAUGCUUUGGGGCUGUUUUUCUGCAAAGGGACCAGGACGACUGAUCCGUGUAAAGGAAAGAAUGAAUGGGGCCAUGUAUCGUGAGAUUUUGAGUGAAAACCUCCUUCCAUCAGCAAGGGCAUUGAAGAUGAAACGUGGCUGGGUCUUUCAGCAUGACAAUGAUCCCAAACACACCGCCCGGGCAACGAAGGAGUGGCUUCGUAAGAAGCAUUUCAAGGUCCUGGAGUGGCCUAGCCAGUCUCCAGAUCUCAACCCCAUAGAAAAUCUUUGGAGGGAGUUGAAAGUCCGUGUUGCCCAGCGACAGCCCCAAAACAUCACUGCUCUAGAGGAGAUCUGCAUGGAGGAAUGGGCCAAAAUACCAGCAACAGUGUGUGAAAACCUUGUGAAGACUUACAGAAAACGUUUGACCUGUGUCAUUGCCAACAAAGGGUAUAUAACAAAGUAUUGAGAAACUUUUGUUAUUGACCAAAUACUUAUUUUCCACCAUAAUUUGCAAAUAAAGUCAUUAAAAAUCCUACAAUGUGAUUUUCUGGGAAAAAAAAUCUAAUUUUGUCUGUCAUAGUUGACGUGUACCUAUGAUGAAAAUUACAGGCCUCUCAUCUUUUUAAGUGGGAGAACUUGCACAAUUGGUGGCUGACUAAAUACUUUUUUCCCCCACUGUAGAUAUUCCAUUAAAAAUCAGCCAUUUCCAGCUACAAUAGCCAUUUACAGUGGCUUGCAAAAAUGUGACAGAUCAUGUAACACUUAGAUUGCACACAGGUGGACUUUUUAAAAACUAAUUAUGUGACUUCUGAAGGUAAUUGGUUGCACCAGAUCGUAAGUAAUUUUUUUUAUUUCACUUCACCAAUUUGGACUAUUUUGUGUAUGUCCAUUACAUGAAAUACAAAUCCAUUUAAAUUACAGGUUGUAAUGCAACAAAAUAGGAAAAACGCCAAGGGGGAUGAAUACUUUUGCAAGGCACUGUAUGGCUUGUAUCAUGUAACUGAUGUAGAAUUGAAUGAAAUGUGUUUUUAAAAAAUCCCCCCUAAAUCUGAUCCUGCUAACAAAUGUUCACUAUGUGUGGAAAUCCUAAAAACACCUCUGAUUAAGUGUAGCCUAUGCCAUAUCGCAAAAUGUAUUAUGGCUUCAUUAUAAAGGGGCUUUUUCUUCAGCAGUAAAUUUACCACGCAUCUUGGUGCACGGAUUUGUUUACAGAAAAUGAUUGUGUGCCGGGAAGUGGGGUUAGGUAAUUCCCGCCUUUUGCUGUCAUAUGCCAGAGCCGGAUUAGCAAAACAGACAACCGGUUGGUCACCCCGGUCCGCUCAAUGUACAUGCACAAUGCUCGUACCGGACACAGGGCAUGUAACCGCUGCUCCUCAGAAACAAACAGACUUGUAGGUGAGGAUCUUCAGAUUCAGACUCCAUGCAUAAUGCUCGUACCAAACACAGGGCAUGUAACCUCCUACUGCUCCUCAGAAACAAUAGAUUUAGAAACCGGCCUGAGAUGGCACACACCUUUUUAAAAACCGCACCGCCAGGCGAUGAGCCCUUGGAGUGGCACUUUCAAUUCCCACAUCACACGCUGAAAUAGCUAUUUUAUACACCUUCAAGGUGGACAAUGAAUGUCCCUGCUCGGAAAAGCCCCUUUUAGGAACAUUAAAAUGUCCACCAGAAAGCUCUGAAAAUUCCUUUAUUUUGACACCAAAGCUUGAACACCCGCCACUUAUAACCAUACAACCCUCUCAUGGAGCGUGCCCUUGCAGACUGUAAAGUAGCAGUAACGUUCAGAGGUAAACCCCUUGCCAUCAGAUUAGAUAUUUCAGGGGCCAAGCCCACAGAUUCCAAAUCUCUGGCUGUGGGUGCUAGACCUGCCCCGGGUCCCUGUGCAACUGGAGUUGCCAUGGUCCCUGCCUAAAAGGCGAAUGAUAUCCACGAAUCAAGGUCUUUUGGGCCAACGGGGAGCCACAAGGAUCAACGACAAACCCUUCCAAUGCACCCUCACAAGCGUCGGCGGAAUCAGGUCCACAGGGGGAAACGAGUAAAGGAGGGUGCAAGGCCACUGGUGAGUGAAAGCAUCCAGUUCCUUUAAAAAGUAGACAAUGCGUGCUUUCUCGCGAUGUGUAAAGAUGCGUAGGCCCUGAAGAACAUUUACCAUAUCUGGGAAACACUCCUGAGAGCGGGACCCCCCCUGGAUAGCAGAUCUGCACCCGUGUUGAGACCGCACCCCUCCCUGUCUGUUGAUGUACACCCCCACUGUCCCGUUGUCGGUCCUCGCCCGCACAUGCUGGCCUGUCAACAACGGGAGAAAACACCUGAGCGCUAUGUACACCGCCAACAGCUCCAGGUAAUUGAUGUUCAGCGCGCUCUGCAACACUGUCCACAACCUUCGCACAGCGCACUCCACCGAGCCAGAGGCCGUAGGCAUGACGGGGACACCCAGAGUUACCGGUUUAGGUGAUGCGAUGCGUCCAAGCAAGUGUCAAUCACCCUUCCGCUGGAAAGGUUGAAUCAGCAACAGCUCGAGGGGAACCACAACUAUCAUAGAAGCCAUCAUCCCCAAUAGGCGCAGGCACAUGUGACCCAGACGAAAUCGGGCCAAGCAAAGCCGGAAACCGACGUCCCUCUGCGGGGACAAGAACGCACGAUCCUUGACUGAGUCUAACUCAAGACCCAGAAACGGAAUAUGCUGAGAUGGAGUUAAAUAGCUCUUCCCUUGAUUCACUAUGAAACCCAGAGACUGAACAUGGGAAACCAGCAUGGAUGUGUGCAACACCACUUGCUCCAUCGACUCUGUUUCCACCAGCCAAUUGUCCAGGUAGUCCAAUAUCUUGAGCCCCAGACACUGCAUAGGUGCCAAAACCACUUCCACAACUUGCGUGGCGAGACAGAAAGCCCGAAAGUGAGGACCAGAAACCUGUAGGCUGCAGCCUCGAAACGGAAACUCAGGAACUUUCUGUGACGGGAAUAUAGUGCCACAUGAAAGUACAUGUCCUUCAGGUCGAUGGGGGUGAACCAAUCGCCCGGGCGCACUGACUAACAACCAGAUGUUCGUGAGCAUUCUGAAUUUGUAGACCCUGAGGUGCUUGUUUAGGGCAUGCAUGUCCAAAAUGGGACGCAAAGUCCUGCCCCUUUUGGGAACCAGGAAAUACUGGCUGUCCGUAGCAGGGAAGUGUGGCUGCCCCGAAGCCAAACCCUCCAUCUCUGUCUCAGAAAAAAAACUGAACUGGCCGGAGACACCAAGUUAUCAUCCAAAUGUGAGUCCUGUGUAACACCGAAGGAGACCGAGAUAUCAGCCAACUCUAUAUAUUGCCAUGCUGGGAGGAUAGCUCCAUGUGAUCCAACCACAAUCCCAGAUCCACCCCCAUAUCCUGCAACUCAGACUCCACCGAGGUACAGGCACCCAGCGGAGGAAAGUCAACUUCAGUCCCACCAAGCCUUCUAAGGAAGGUUACACGCCUCGAGAACUUGUGCGCAGUUGGUGACAGUAGUCACACAAGCUGGUUCGAUCCAGGGCAGCAUGAGCAUGCACCCAACCGGGACAUACAAGACAACACUCGUGAGUAUCAUUCAAAGACAUGGUGAAACCGCAUGACUGUGGUCAAGGUCGUGAACUCGAACCCAGUUUAACAGCCUUUGUCGACUCGUUCAUGGUAGUCAUCUUACUUACAACCAGUUAGCGAGGCUAAACAGGCAGAAUAAUAAAUAACAAAUUGGUAGGGAACUUCACGAAACUAGUUACCAAACACACAAUGUCCAGAAGGAUGAGCAUGCCCUCCUUAAGUGGGAGAGUUAAGUUGGAUUAAAGCCUAAUACAUUUUGCGUUCCAAUGUUGUUGUUUUUUUGAGUGAAUGGUUCUGCACAGCUCGAGUUGAAGAGCAGAUGAAUUGAAGGAAUGAGAGUUUAUCUCCUGUUGAAGGCGGGGCUUCCGGUGAGACACAGUGUUCAUUGGCCUUGUCAGACGUGAUUCUAAUGUUCAGUAGAGGGCGCUAGCUCGCAAACUCCCCAUAGCUGUGUUGUACCGAGUUGACAGAGUGAAAGGGAACUGACUGGGCUCACACAUUGGGGAUGGUGAUAUAGAGCCCAUGACAUUUGGAUUGUAUGAGCUGGAUAUGUAAUAAUCAGAGGGGCAGACGCUCUAAGCCUGUGCUAAAGCUACGUGGUAUAACCGUAUGCUCUCAAUAAUGCACACCUGCUACUGCCAGCACAGUCUUGUUUGCUCUCUCGCUCCCGCCCUUCGGUAAUUAUUUACUUUGACUACAUAUCCAUAACGCAUUUAUUACAUAUACAUACAGUGGGGGAAAAAAGUAUUUAGUCAGCCACCAAUUGUGCAAGUGCUCCCACUUAAAAAGAUGAGAGAGGCCUGUAAUUUUCAUCAUAGGUACACGUCAACUAUGACAGACAAAUUGAGAAUUUUUUUUUCCAGAAAAUCACAUUGGAGGAUCUUUAAUGAAUUUAUUUGCAAAUGAUGGUGGAAAAUAAGUAUUUGGUCACCUACAAACAAGCAAGAUUUCUGGCUCUCACAGACCUGUAACUUCUUCUUUAAGAGGCUCCUCUGUCCUCCACUCGUUACCUGUAUUAAUGGCACCUGUUUGAACUUGUUAUCAGUAUAAAAGACACCUGUCCACAACCUCAAACAGUCACACUCCAAACUCCACUAUGGCCAUGACCAAAGAGCUGUCAAAGGACACCAGAAACAAAAUUGUAGACCUGCACCAGGCUGGGAAGACUGAAUCUGCAAUAGGUAAGCAGCUUGGUUUGAAGAAAUCAACUGUGGGAGCAAUUAUUAGGAAAUGGAAGACAUACAAGACCACUGAUAAUCUCCCUUGAUCUGGGGCUCCACGCAAGAUCUCACCCCGUAAAAACUCAACUCGUCGUGUUUGGAGGACAAAGAAUGCUGAGUUGCAUCCAAAGAACACCAUACCUACUGUGAAGCAUGGGGGUGGAAACAUCAUGAUUUGGGGCUGUUUUUUCUGCAAAGGGACCAGGACGACUGAUCUGUGUAAAGGAAAGAAUGAAUGGGGCCAUGUAUCGUGAGAUUUUGAGUGAAAACCUCCUUCCAUCAGCAAGGGCAUUGAAGAUGAAACGUGGCUGGGUCUUUCAGCAUGACAAUGAUCCCAAACACACCGCCCGGGCAACGAAGGAGUGGCUUCGUAAGAAGCAUUUCAAGGUCCUGGAGUGGCCUAGCCAGUCUCCAGAUCUCAACCCCAUAGAAAAUCUUUGGAGGGAGUUGAAAGUCCGUGUUGCCCAGCAACAGCCCCAAAACAUCACUGCUCUAGAGGAGAUCUGCAUGGAGGAAUGGGCCAAAAUACCAGCAACAGUGUGUGAAAACCUUGUGAAGACUUACAGAAAACGUUUGACCUGUGUCAUUGACAACAAAGGGUAUAUAACAAAGUAUUGAGAAACUUUUGUUAUUCACCAAAUACUUAUUUUCUAACAUAAUUUGCAAAUAAAUUCAUUCAAAAUCCUACAAUGUGAUUUUCUGGAUAUUUUUUUCUCAUUUUGUCUGUCAUAGUUGACGUGUACCUAUGAUGAAAAUUACAGGCCUCUCUCAUCUUUUUAAGUGGGAGAACUUGCACAAUUGGUGGCUGACUAAAUACUUUUUUCCCCCACUGUAUACAUACCAACUAUAAGCAUUUCAUGAACAUGUUAUAACAGGUCCCAACUGCAUUAUUAAAGGUUAAUGAAAUAUAUCCAGAGCAUAUCUAUAGCACAUUCAUGUCAUGCUAUGCAAGAACUCAUAUUUAUCUUACUAUCUUAACUAGCCCCAUUUCCCCCAUGCACCAUUGACCUCAGUGAGAAGAAUAAAGUAAGUCACGGGCAUUUACUGGUCGGUGGGGGAAAUGGGGCACUAUAGUACAGGCUAUAUAUCAGCAUAGGUUUGGCCUUUUGGCAUAUUCACUAACACUGGUAUGACUGAAGCACACUUUUGAGAACAGCAAUAAUGAUGACACUACGCUGUCAUUGUAGUAAUGCAUCUAUUAAGAUACCUAAAUGAGCUCUUGCAUAGCAUGACAUAAAUGUGCUAUAGAUAGAUAUAUUUCAUUAACCUUUUAAUGAUGCAGUUGGGACCUGUUAUAACAUCGUCAUGAAAUUGUGUAAUGAAUGCGUUAUGGAUAUGUAGUCAAAGUAAAUCGUUACCCUCUCUCUCUCUCUCCCUCCCCCCCAUUUCUCUCUCAUUCUCAACCCUUCUUGUUUCUGAAUCUGAGGCCCCCUUGUUGUUGUGCAAAUUUUUUCAUGGACCUCAUUUUAAUAAUGUCUUUCAAGUGUCAGUUGAGAAGAGCUUUUUAUUUUAUGUUGAUUGCUUGUGCAACUUCAAUCUCACUUCCUGUUAGCAGUUGUUUGAGUUGAUUGUAUUGUUGUUUUUUGCCCUCAUGCUCUUGACCGUAUUUCAUGUGUGUGGUCCUUUGUCCUCACUGUGUUUUGUGUGUGUGGUCCUUGGUCGUGACUGUGUUUUGUGUGUGUGUGUGGUCCUUUGUCCUCACCAUGUUUUGUGUGUUUGGUCCUUGGUCGUGACCAUGCUUUGUGUAUGUGGUCCUUUGUCCAGGACUCCUGCCGUGUUUUCUGUUUGCCCUUUGGUCCCCGUUCCUGACUGUGUUUUCUGGCUCUUCCCAGGAGGCUUCGCUGUGCCAGGAACUACAUUCACAUCCAGCUGUUUGUCACCUUCAUGCUGAAGGCGAUGGCUGUGUUCAACAAGGACGCCAAGCUGUUCGCCAGCGAGGACACGGACCACUGCACCCUCUCCACCGUAAGUCAACCACUGCACCCGCUCCACCAUAAGUCAACCACUGCACCCUCUCCACUGUUCAGAACACAGAGCAUGCGUUGAGAGGGAAAUGGAAGAGGUCCAGUUUGCUAGCUUUUCAACACGUGAUGCUCUCUUUUAUUUCCCCCUCUUUGUCUGUCUUCGCACUACUCUCACCUCUCUCUUUCUCACUCUUCCCUCUUCCUUCCCACCAUGCACUUUCUCUGUGUCUCUGUCUCUUUCUUUCUUGCUCUCUCUCUCUCUCGAUCUAAUCUCUAUCAUAUAUGAAUAUAUCUCUGGCGUUCGCGCCUAGAUUAAUCUCUCUAUCUUGAUCUAAAUCUACUACUCUCUAUCUGCAUCUCUAUAUCUCUCUCUGAUAUCUUCUCUCUCCUCUCUCUCUCUCUCUCUCUCUCUCUCCUCUCUUAUCUCGCUCUGCUCUCUCUCUCUCUCUCUCUCUCUAUCUCUCGCUCUCUCUCUCUCUCUCUCUCUGCCUCUUCUCUCUCUCUCUCUCUCUCUCUCUCUCUGUUCUUCUCUAUCUGUCUCUCUCUCUCUCUUCUCUCUCUCUCUAUUCUCUCUCUCUCUCUCUCUCUCUCUCUCUCUCUCUCUCUCUCUCUCUCUCUCUCUCUCAUUGUCCCCCCCAGGCAGCUUGUAAGGCCUCGGUGGUGUUCUGUCACUACUGUGUCAUGGCUAACUUCUUCUGGCUCCUGGUGGAGGCCCUCUACCUCAACUCCCUGCUCCUCUCCUCCUUCCACCACAGCUGCCGCUGCCUCUGGGGCUUUGGCCUGUUGGGCUGGGGUGAGCACCUCAUACAUCAUCCUUGUCUGUGUCUGUAGUAAGUCCUUUGGUGCGUGGUACAGAGCCAUUUAUUUUUGCUCCUCUGGUUUGUGGUGUGUCACUAUUCAAAUCCUGUUUGAUAUUGAUUACACUCCACGUUUUAGAAUUAAUUCAAAUGGACACAAGGUCAAACAACUGUGCGCAAAACAUCGCCUGCUCAUUAUUUUUCAAUGGCACAAAUAACUCUCUCUAGAUAGAGAGGAGUAAACUUUAAUAAUGCAACAAAUUAAGUUAAACUUAGUGGCCCACUGCAAUUCCCACUGGUAUUUUGGAUUGGAUUAAGUUUGUAUAAUUAUUUUAUCUCUUAUGUGACUUUUAGGCUUUCAUGCCGUCUAGUUUUGCAUGCUUAUUAUAGUUAUUAGUACUAAUCCUUUUUUCGAUUUAGCUGAAGUGUCUCAUAUGAAUCAAGUGCAUAUGAAUCAAGAAAUUGUGACUUACAAAUUAAUUGUUUUGCCUCCAUAUACCACAAUCUGAUCAUGAUGCACAUUUUAUUUAUACUCCUGAGUGGCGCAGUGGUCUAAGGCACUGCAUCGCAGUGCUAACUGUGCCACUAGAGAUCCUGGUUCGAAUCCAGGCUCUGUCGCAGCCGGCCGCGACCGGGAGACUCAUGGGCGGUGCACAAUUGGCCCAGCGUCGUCCAGGGUAGGGGAGGGAAUGUCCGGCAGGGAUGUAGCUCAGUUGAUAGAGCAUGGCGUUUGCAACGCCAGGGUUGUGGGUUCGAUUCCCACGGGGGGCCAGUAUAAAAAAAAAAUGUAUUCACUAACUGUAAGUCGCUCUGGAUAAGAGCGUCUGCUAAAUGACUAAAAUGUCAAUGUUAUUUAGAUAUUAACAGCAGGUGUUAUUCCACUCAGUUAAGCAUUUAAUUAAACACAUUGCUUUUGGCAUUUCGAUUCUUGCUCCUUAGACAUUCAGGUGUGUGAGUAGGCUAUCAAGGAGUUCUGGUAAAACCUGUGCAGCUACUGCAAUUAGCACUUAGUUCUAAGUUCUUCAUAAUUACUCAGUAAGUGCGACAUCUUAGCAUAUAAUUGUUACAUCCUGCAGACUAUGCCAAAAUGUGCAUCUUAUUACAUAAUUGCUGUUUAAGUCUCUCAUGUUAAGCCGAGCAGCAUAAGGGUUUGAACUGACCGGUAUAACAAAUGUUCCUCCUUCUAUCUACACUCACUUUUCCUUUUCAAGUUUCUUUCUUGACUUUUUGCACUCAUUUUCAGGCGUACCCAUCAUCUUCAUAGUCAUAUGGAUUGGGUCCAGGGUGUAUUUUGAGGAUACUGAGUGAGUAUUACUCUGUAAUUUUACUCUCCCAGUACUCAAUGUAUGAUAACCCUUAUCGGGUAUUAUCCUUAAUUGAGGCCAUUUCCUUUCCUCUAGAAAAUGGUUUGUGAUUUGUAACUCGCUAUUCUCAAAAGGGUUGUACAGUGUUUACAUGUAAGUAUAUUAUGCACUGAGAAAGGCUCUUGUUGUUCUUACUCCCACCAGAGACUGAAAUUGCUGAAGGGCCUUUAUGUACUGUACUGUCUGUAUCUCUGUUAUAGAGUUUUGUCUGACCGAUCGUUACCCUCUCCUCCUACAGAUGCUGGGAUAUCAACGAGGACUCUCCCUAUUGGUGGAUCAUCAAAGGGCCAAUCGUGGUUUCUAUUGGGGUGACUAGGCCCUAUGGGGGUAUCAGCCAUACACAAUGUGUCAUUAUGUCUUAAAGGGACACACCGAUUAUCUGUCAUUUAUGUCACAGUGCACUUGUGGUUGUUACUGUAUGUGCCUACUUUUAAAUAAUGUUUUUUAAAAGGGAAGGGUUUUAAGCUUGUCUGAUAUGUCUCCGUUGAUUCUGGGAAGGGUACCAUCAGGGCUCUUAAUUGUUUGGUUGUGUUUAAUUCAUUCAGGUGUUUUAGUGUCAUAUAAAAAUUACAUCUAUUGUUGGGCUUGAACAACCAAUAGUCAACACAGCAGGUUGUCCUAUCCCAUUGUGGCCUUUGUCCUAUGCUGUACAGAUUGUGUCUUCACUGUUGCCAUCAUGUCAAUGCAACCCAGAAAUUGAGGAAUAUUGUUUGUUUAGUUUACUUUAUUGAAUCCUCUUGGGAAUAUUUUUAUUAUGUCUCCCUUAUUUUCUAGAUUUGUACUGGUGUUGUGUUACUGUAAAGCACUUUAUGACAACUGCUGAUUUAAAAAAAGGGCUUUAAAAAUGGAUUGAUUAAAUUAUUGAUUAAAAAACAGAGCUUUUUUAUUUGUGUUAAAUACUUUUUUAUCAACAGGUCAAUUUCAUCCUCUUCAUGAACAUAAUCAGAAUCCUGAUACAGAAACUGAACCCUCGCCUGAUCCAGUUCAACAACUCAGACCAGUACAGGUGAGGAGUCUUUUCAUUGGAUGAUAAAAAAAGAGGAACAAUGUAAUUGGACAAAAAGUUGGGUUUCCUAGGUCAGUGGAGAGAUGAUGUUAUUGAGCAGUUCUAAUAUGAAGUUAUCUGACUGGAAAAGACAGGGGGAGGCGAUGAUAGGAUACAAUCUAUAGAUGAUAUCUACUGUAGACUAUCUAUCAUAAUGUCUGUCUGCUACAUAUAAAUGGGAGAUCUGAGUGAAGCCAACUUUCCUAGUCUCCAUUUUUAGGACACAGACAAAGUCAUCAUAACCACUAUGAGUGACUGUUUAUUCUGAGUAGGGUUGCAAAGCCGGAAUCUUCAGUAAUUUUGGUCAUUAAGAAAACAUCUAUGUCAAUUUAUCGUAACUUUGGUAAUUUAUACUUGAAUAUCUUUUUUUUAAAUGAAUUCAUAAAUAGUAUCUAUUUUUUUUUAUAUCCGUGUCCAUGAGAUUUUAGUAGAUAAACCAUAUGGUUCAGGAGAAAAUAGCCUAAUUAAUGAAAAAAGCAUCUAAUCAACAAUGGCAUUAUUUUCAAUUACCUCUGCAACCCGUCCAACUAUUGACUUUUUUCACAACUGCCACCAGUUUGACGCCAAAACAUUGACAACAAACACAUAUUGACAUAGUAAAAUAAAUAAGUGUGUAAAUAAAAAUAUAAAGGAUAUUUCAUACUGAAACCCUCAUACUAAACACUAAUGGUAUUCGAUACGUUGAUGGUUUAUAUUUAGGGUAUAUGUUUUACAGCUUUGGCAUUCCAUUUUUUAUUUUAAAAGCAUCUUCAUCUGUAUUCUACAUUUGAUUAAGGCCACACAGAGGGCCAGAGAUAAUUACAGACACCUGUGAUAAUCUGAAGUACCCAAAAGGGCCACUAGAUGUCUUGUGAUAGAUUACAUAAAAUCCUUCAAAGAUACAAACAUUCUAACUGCACUGUCCAAUUUACAGUAGCUAUUACAGUGAAAAAAUACCAUGCUAUUGUUUGAGGAGAGUGCACAACAACAAAAAACGUAUCACGGCAACUGGUUUGAUACGUUCACCUCUGAAGGUAAAUAAUGUACUUACAUUCAGUAAUCUUGCUCUGAUUUGUCAUCCUAAGGGUCCCAGAGAUAAAAUGUAGCAUAGUUUUAUUUGAUAAAAUCAAUUUUUAUUUUCAAAUGUAGGAACUGGGUUCUACAGUUUGAACCCCUGCUGUCUCUGGCUCCACACCCACCCUGCCCGUCCAUCUAGAUGUGUGAAAGUUAGUGUAUAUAAGCUAAUGAUCCAUCAUGUAUGACAUUCCCGUGAAUGUGUGUAAACUUACAUUUUGUAUUACCAUAUCAUUUUUGUAUGUUCUCUAUAGCUAUGUACUAGAAAAUGUAUCAAUUAACCAAUUCGGCACAUUUUGGCAGACUUGAUACAAAAUCAAUCUGAAACUUUGCACACACACUGCUGCCAUCUAGUGGCCAAAAUCUGUUGUGCCUAAAAUGCAAUAUUAUAUUGUGGCCUUUCUCUUGCAUUUUAAAGAUGAUGGAACCCAAAAAAUAAUAGAAAAGGCAUGUUUUUUUUGUUUGUACUAUCUUUUACCAGAUCUAAUGUGUUAUAUUCUCCUACAUUAAUUUCACAUUUCCACAAACUUCAAAGUGUUUCCUUUCAAAUGGUGUCAGGAAUAUGCAUAUCCUUUCUUCAGGUCCUGAGCUACAGGUAGUUAGAUUUGGGUAUGUCAUUUUAGGUGAACAUUUAAAAAAAGGGUCCGAUCCUUAAGAGGCUAAUGAGCUACAUUAAUAGGUUUUUCAAUACAGGUAUUGAACUUAGAACUGGAGUUACAGUUUAUUUCAGUUCCUACAGUUAAUUUAAAUGAAUUUUAGUUAUUUUCAUUUCCUACAGUUAAUUUCGGUUCCUAUAGUUCAUUUGUCUGCUGAUGGUCUACAUUCUGUAAUCAUAGGGCUGCAUUCCAUUUCUGUAAAACUCACUCCCUUCCCACUCACAUCGCACCACCUUGAUAACACUCCCUCGCAGAUCUGAAAGGACUGGUUUAAUAGGUGAAAACAAUUUCGGAAAGUCUACCUAUCACUUAUACCUAUCCAGUCCUUUUGUAUCCAGGUAGGAGAGUCGUCAAGGUCUGAGGGAAGGGAGCAUGUUUUCAUGUGUGUGAGGUCUGAUUCACCCACCACUGAGUCACUGCAGUCUGUCUGACAACGGACCACCUACACCACUUCACCCCUCGAAAGGCUUAGCAGAUGAACACCUUAUUAGAGGACAGUGCAGAGUAAUUGACUUGAGCCCCGAAAGCCCUCAUGCAUAUGUAGAUCCUAUUAUAUUCUUAGCCAAGGUCAGUCAAGUAGACUGGUAAAAAAAGAUUACUUGUACUUAUACCAUAAUAUAAUACCGGUAUGCUCCCACACGUAAAUGUAAAAUUGGCUUUGAAAUGCAUUCUUGUACAUAAUCACAUGCAUACUUAUAAACAUGUUAACAAGAACACCCCCAGAGCUUAUUACUCAAGCUUAUUCUCUCUUUUCCUCACUCCCUCUUUCCUCCACUCUGCCAGACGGCUGACUAAGUCCACUCUCCUCCUCAUCCCUCUCUUUGGGACCCACUACAUGGUGUUUAACUUCCUGCCUGACUACUUCAAUGUUAGCGUGCGCCUCUGCAUCGAGCUCUGCAUGGGGUCCUUUCAGGUAUUCUAAUCCUUUUACACACGCUCUCUCGCUUGGCCUGCACACACAAACAAAUACACACUCUCAGAUACUACACUCACUUUGAAUAUGUGUAAACACCAACGCAAGCAAGCAAGCACACACACACAGAGACACACACAGAGACACAGACACACACACAGGCAUGCAGUCUUAUGAAGUAGAUAUAUUGCCUUAUAAAUUGGGUACAAAUAUCAUAUCCCCGCAAAAAAUGCUAACCUCCCCUGCUAUUGUAAUGGUGAGAGGCUAGCAUGUCUUGGGGGUAUGAUAUUUGUGCCUCAGUAACUUUCUCACUCAUCAUUAUUCACGAUUCAUUCAGGAUUAUUCUGUAAUCAUGGUAGCAUCCACAUUCAUGUAGAUACUUAGAAACUAAUUAUAUUCUUAUUUACAAUAAACGUGACUCCAAAAUGACACUACAUUAGGCACAAAACUAUCUGAAAAACAACAAAAACAAACAGCAAAUGCAUCCAACAAAUUUGUAGAGUCACAUGUUUCAUGUAGUCAUUGCGUGCUAUGAAUAUGGAACCAAAUACUUAACUCUUUACUACUUUAAUACACAUAAGGGAAUUUGUCCCAAUACUUUUGGUCCCCUAAAAUGUACAAGAAGUACUGUAAUUUCUAAACGGUUCACCCGAUAUGGAUGAAAAUACCCUCAAAUUAAAGCAGACAGUCUGCACUUCAACCUCAUAGUCAUUGUAUCAUUUUAAAUCCAAAGUGCUGGAGUACAGAGUCAAAACAAAACAAAAAAGGUUUACUGUCCCAAUACUUUUGGAGCUCACUGUAUGUGGUAUUUAUACAGUAUGUCAUGAAUAUGUGUAUACAGUAUACCUCUAAUUUACGUAAAUUACGCCUGGCAUGGAUAGCACUUUUACAGCCAGUAAAACAGUUAUUGAAAAAUAGAGCAGUUACCUACAUUAAGCAGUUUAGAGAAAGCAAAAUGAAUGUGCUAUAUACAGUGCAUUUGGAAAGUAUUCAGACCCCUUGACUUAAUCCACAUUUUGUUAUGUUACAGACUUAUUCUAAAAUUUAUUAAAUUUCAACACACAAUAACCCAUAAUGACAAAGCGAAAACAGGUUUUUAGAUUUUACUUAUGUAAAUUCCUUAUUUACUUAAGUAUUCAGACCCUUUGCUAUGAGACUCGAAAUUGAGCUCAGGUGCAUCCUGUUUCCAUUGAUCAUCCUUGAGAUGUUUCUACAACUUGAUGGGAGUCCACCUGUGGUAAAUUCAAUUCAUUGGACAGGAUUUGGAAAGGCACACACCUGUCUAUAUAAUGUCCCACAGUUGACAGUGCAUGUCAGAGCAAAUACCAAGCCAUGAGGUCAAAGGAAUUGUCUGUAGAGCUCCGAGACAGAUCUGGGGAAGGGUACCAAAACAUGGCUGCAGCAUUGAAGGUCCCCAAGAACACAGUGGCCUCCAUCAUUCUUAAAUGGAAGAAGUUUAGACCCACCAAGACUCUUCCUAGAGCUGGCCGCCCAUUCGAACUGAGCAAUUGGGGCCUUGGUCAUGGAGGUGACCAAGAACCCAAUGGUCACUCUGACAGAGCUCCAGAGUUCCUCUGUGUAGAUGGGAAUACCUUCCAGAAGGACGUUUAUGGUAGAGUGGCCAGACGGAAGCCACUCCUCAGUAAAAGGCACAUGUGCCUGAAUGCUAAGCAUCACGUCUGGAGGAAACCUGGCACCAUCCCUACUGUGAAGCAUGGUGGUGGCAGCAUAAUGCUGUGGGGAUGUUUUUCAGCGGCAGGGACUGGGAGACUAGUCAGGAUCGAGGGAAAGAUGAACGGAGCAAUGUACAGAGAGAUCCUUGAUGCAAAACUGCUCCAGAGUGCUCAGGACCUCAGACUGGGGUGAAGGUUCACCUUCAAACAGGACAACGACCCUAAGCACACAGCCAUGACAGCGCAGGAGUGGCUUCGGGACAAGUCUCUGAAUGUCCUUGAGUGGCCCAGCCAGAGCCCGGACUUGAACCCGAUCAAACAUCUCUGGAGAGACCAGAAAAUAGCUGUGCAGCGACGCUCCCCAUCCAACCUGACAGAGCUUGAGAGGCUCUGCAGAGAAGAAUGGGAGAAACUCCCCAAAUACAGGUGUGCCAAGCUUGUAUCUUCAUACCCAAGAAGACUCAAGGCUGCCAAAGGUGCUUCAACAAAGUACUAAGUAAAGGGUCUGAAUACUUAUGUAAAUGUGAUAUUUCAGUUGUUUAUUUUGUAUACAUUUGCAAACAUUUCUAAAACCUGUUUUUGCCUUGUCAUUGUGGGAUAUUGUGUGUAGAUUGAUGAGGGAAAAAAACUAUUUAAUCCAUUUUAGAAUAAGGUUGUAACGUAACAAAAUUUGAAAAAAGUAAAGGGGUCUGAAUACUUUCCGAAUGCACUGUAUCAUAUACCUUUUAUGGCUUUAUUUACAAUUAUACUACCCACUGUUCUUCUCUUAACUGUUGAGAACAUCUGUGUGCUUAAUUGGUUUGAAUAUUGAUAGUUGAUUAUAUAACCUCUUGUAGGGGCUGAUUGUCGCAAUUCUCUACUGCUUUCUCAAUCAAGAGGUGAGUAGCCUAAUGUUCCACCUUUAAAGGCCCAAUGCAGCCGUUUUUUAUAUAAUUAUCAAACAAUUCCUGGGUAACGAUGAAGUACCUUACUGUAAUAGAUUUUCCAUUGCUUUUUAGAAUUUAGCUAGGAUUGUCUGGGAGUGGUCUGAGUGGGAAGGGGAGAACUGAAACUAGCUGUUAUUGGCAGAGAGGUUUGGAACUCUCUUUGUUAUUGGUUUAUUAACCAAUUUAUCUCAUGAUGUUGUCACCAUGAAAGCAGAAACUCCCACCCAUGCAAAUCUGCUGAUUUAGAAGGUCCUGUGUUGAUUGUAUUUUCAACCAGGAAAUAACACUGAUCAAAUGUUUUCACACUUUUACAGUGUUAGUUUCAUUAGCUGUUGUACAAUAUGUUAUAAAACACAGGAAAAAUCUGCUUUUGACUGCACUGGGCCUUUAAUACACACCAACCAUACUGCUCUGUAGAUGUUGCUUUGAUAUAAAGCAUUAGAAUAAUACAAUAUAAGCGAUUACGCAGAUGUUUUUCCAAAGCAACUUACGAUACAGUGAGUGCUUACAUUUCAGUUUAUGUGACCCCAUCAGGAAUGAAACCCACGACCCUUGUAUUACGACCCUUGUGCGUUGUCACACAGUGCCACAUGUUCAAAUCUGUUUCUCACCCUACAAACACACAAACAUUUCUCUCCACCACCAUAAAUGUGUCUUUCUUCAGCAGGUUGGUUCAGCAGGAGCAAAAUCUUUCGGGAAGCUUCAAAGUUGCAAAGGAAAUGGGGAGGGAGGGGGGUUUUGCCUGGCCAGUGUGCCCAGGUUAAUGAGGUCACAAAAAAGUAA
Messenger RNA from Coregonus sp. 'balchen', 31256 nucleotides. The record is from the annotation of a GenBank genome assembly. NCBI's taxonomy places the organism in Eukaryota, Metazoa, Chordata, Actinopteri, Salmoniformes, Salmonidae.